AUGGAUUGCCUAGUCGGAGGAGCACUAUGUCUUCCUGGGAAGAACCCCCCAUCUCCAGAUGCACCGGCCAACUUCCACUCCGGGAAGAUCACUGGACACAGACGGUCGGUCUCCCGUCGGGUCAGGAACGGCUGGAGAGAAAGCCGUGGCGCGGCGACUGGGACUUCUUUCCAGACCCUCCUGACUCUUGCCGCGUCUUCCACCGCCGCCGUGAAGUGGGAAGGUUGUGGCCCCCCUGCGUUUCGUCAUUCGCCAGUCGCGAGGGGCGAUGCGACCGCUGAGGUACAGCUGACGGGUCGCGCAGGUCACGCAAUGCCGGCACACAAAGGGUGCGGCGGUCGAUCUCAGCGGCCUGGAAAUAGAAAUGCGGGUGCGGAUGAGGAUGUGGACGAGGAUGCGGAUGCUCCAAGGUUUCGUUGA
Molecule: messenger RNA, 420 nt
Organism: Colletotrichum higginsianum IMI 349063
Lineage: Eukaryota; Fungi; Ascomycota; Sordariomycetes; Glomerellales; Glomerellaceae
Exons: 2
Coding region: 1-420 (139 amino acids)
Source: RefSeq, a predicted model, not a curated record